Messenger RNA from Prosopis cineraria, 1320 nucleotides. RefSeq lists its product as uncharacterized. Gene Ontology annotation, biological process: fatty acid metabolic process. Gene Ontology annotation, molecular function: NAD+ binding; oxidoreductase activity, acting on the CH-OH group of donors, NAD or NADP as acceptor. The coding region runs from base 147 to 1043 and encodes 298 amino acids. Lineage: Eukaryota; Viridiplantae; Streptophyta; Magnoliopsida; Fabales; Fabaceae. The transcript has 4 exons. The record is from RefSeq and is a predicted model, not a curated record.
AAGGGAAUGCUGUUGCGCCCCUUAUCAUGCAUCACGUUUCUGGAAGUACGGCACCUCGGAUCUUAUCCGGGUCAUUAAAAUAAUCAUAUAGUAAUAAAACGACAACCACCACCAUAGCACGGUUCAGACUCCAUUGUUGACUUGAGAUGGCGGAAAUCAAGAUGAUUGGAGUGGUGGGUGGUGGCCAAAUGGGCUCCGGAAUUGCCCAGGUCGCCGCCAUGCACGCAAUCGACGUCUCCCUCUUUGACACCGACCCUCAAGCCCUCGCCAGAGCCGCCACCUCCAUCUCUGCUUCCAUCAACCUUCUUGUUUCCAAACUUCGUCUCUCCCAAGCGCAAGGUUCUGAUAUCUUGGGACGUCUGAGGUAUAUCUCAAAUAUGGAAGACUUCCAUUCUGCUGAUCUUAUCAUUGAAGCUAUAGUAGAAUCAGAAGAUGUAAAGAAAACUUUAUUUGUUCAACUAGACAAGAUUGCUAAGAGUUCUGCCAUUUUGGCGUCUAAUACAAGUUCCAUCUCGAUCACUCGUCUAGCAUUUUCAACAAGCAGGCCACAACAGGUUUUUAAUGUAAUCGGAAUGCAUUUUAUGAAUCCACCUCCUGUCAUGAAACUGAUUGAGAUUGUGAGAGGGGCAGACACUUCAGAUGAGACAUUCAGGGCUACAAAAGCAUUGUCUGAGAGGCUGGGUAAGACAGUAAUAACCUCUCAGGAUUAUUCGGGCUUCAUAGUGAAUCGAAUCCUUAUGCCGAUGAUAAAUGAAGCAUUCUUUGCUCUUUACACUGGAGUUGCAACUAAAGAGGAUAUUGAUACAGGAAUGAAGCUGGGAACUAAUCAUCCAAUGGGUCCUUUGGAGCUUGCAGACUUCAUUGGAUUGGACGUUUGCCUGUCAAUAAUGAGAGUUCUUCAUGCUGGCCUUGGUGACAAUAAAUACGCACCCUGCCCUCUGCUGGUCCAGUAUGUUGAUGCUGGUCGACUAGGAAGAAAACGAGGCAUUGGGGUAUAUGUCUAUCGUGAGGAGCCAAGGGUGAAGAAAUUAUCUCGUCUCUAAACUGUUUAGUUGGAUUAUAAAAUGGCUUAGCAGCUCAUCUGGAUUAGUCCCAUGGCAACUUUCAGACAGCUGAAAUUGGAGUUGAAUUUUACUGAAACCAAUGGAAUUCCAAUGUAUCAAAUAUAAAAUUCUGUCGAUUCUCACAUAAAUGUGGACAAUGAAAUUCCACUGCAUGAAAGGAAACCCAUGCCUAAAAUGAUAAUAGGAGAUACGGUGUAGCAUGUAAAACUUUCAGAUGCUUCUUAACCAACCAGGCAAUCAGCACAAUUUCUUGUUC